AUGUGGCGCAAAUGGUACAUUGGCGUUGGGCCCGAGAACUUCCGCCCAGCGGGUGAUGCAAUAUUCCUGUUAACACCAUUUGUCGCUUCUAGAUUAUUUGUUUUCCUCUUUUUUUGCGCGACUGCAGGCCUCCAUGCCAGUGACUUUGACGUGUGGGAAAUGGACGCCCAGAAGUACACCUGGACGCUCUUGUCCGCUGGAGAUCCCAAGUUUGCACCUCGCGAGCGCCACGGGGCCGUUAUAUUGAAAGAAUCUGCUGUGAGACUGCUGUCACUGCAGGUCCUGUGCCCCGGGUCAGGAAUCAACGGCAUGUGCAAUGGCCAGGGCGAGUGCCUGCCUUCUGGAGAAUGCGCAUGCAAGUACGUACAGGUCGUGAUGCUUCAACAUGCCUAUGUUUUCCAACUUAUCCGCUGUUCCAGGCCGGGAUUCAAGGGUAUGGCCUUUCGUGCUAUGCCUUACAUGAACUCUAGUAUUACUAACAAAUACUCAACUUCAGUGCAAGCCAUUUGGAGGGACAUCGUUCGAGAGGCGGGGGGAGUGAGGCAAAAUGCCCCUAAUAGAAUUUCCUUCGUUUCCUUUACAGUUGAAUCCAUCAACAGAGCCUACCACCAAUGCCGCAAGUCGGUGAACUGCGAGGCACGGCGGCGGUCUACAGUGGAGCUUGCAUUGGCCAGAGGCCAAAUUGCCCUGUAA
Molecule: messenger RNA, 693 nt
Organism: Eimeria maxima
Lineage: Eukaryota; Apicomplexa; Conoidasida; Eucoccidiorida; Eimeriidae
Exons: 6
Coding region: 1-693 (230 amino acids)
Source: RefSeq, a predicted model, not a curated record